GCAGUGUGCUGCUCUCAAUUAGCCAACAAAAGGCUGGGAUAACUUUCCCACAUCCCACACUUAAUAGUUUGCCUUGCUUAGGCCUAUUCCCAUCCCUUCCACCCCCGAUGUUUCUUGUUACCGGGAGUUUUUCAGAUAACAGACACACACAAUUCACCACCUCUAUGGAGCUGCCAAAUGUCUCCUUUUCUGCGCUCCCGCAGGCCUAGUGAGCAGGCACAGCCUCGACAUGCAGAACGACGCCAGCGAGUUCGUGGACCUGUACGUGCCGUGGAAAUGCUCCGUGAGCAACCGCAUUAUUGGUGCCAAGGACCACACAUCCAUCCAGAUGAAUGUGGCCGAGGUUGACAGGGGCACAGGCCGGUUUAAUGGCCAGUUUAAAAUCUAUGCUAUCUGUGGGGCCAUUCAAAGGAUGGGUGAAUUGGAUGACUCUAUUCUCCGAUUGGCUAAGACUGAUGGAAUUAUCUCAAAGAACUUUUGACCAGAAGAGAUCGGGGAAUAUUUGUCAUAAAUAAAAGUGAGAAAGUAAAAACAA
Peromyscus maniculatus bairdii (prairie deer mouse) is the source of this 535-nucleotide messenger RNA. The record is from RefSeq and is a predicted model, not a curated record. NCBI's taxonomy places the organism in Eukaryota, Metazoa, Chordata, Mammalia, Rodentia, Cricetidae.